AGUUGUGUGCUGACUGUCGCAGUGGGAACACCACAUUGUGCUCCGACUUUUUUUUUACACAAAUACCUCUCUUUAAGCCCGUCUACCGCGCACUCCUUCGCGGCCACCUUGCUCUAACAAAACAGCUGCGGUACGUGUGUGCGCAUCCUUGUUGGGAAAAAAAUUAAAGUUGAGUUUUUUUUUAAAGGAAAAGCUAAAAAAGAGUGAUUUUUUUCUAUUGAUGUAGAACAUGUAAAAAAAAGGGAGAAUAUUUCUUAAAAAUAAGAAAAAGGACUAUUCUGCUAUUCCGGGAUUGUAUUGUAAGGACCAGUGCGUUUGGGAUUAGGGCGUCGGCUUGUGAUUUUUAAAUUUUUCCGUUUUUAUCAUUUUUUUUGAACAUAUGUGGAAAAUCUCAGUGAAAAUGAUGACAAUUCUCUGACAUAUUUUUUCCUGCCAAGGAUAUCGGAAUCCUUAGAAGAAAAAAAAAAACAUAUACAUAGACUCAUUGUGUGGGGACGAAGUAAAGAAAAUCCACGUAAAAGAGAACGAGUGAUAAUGUCCCGGGAGAGCUAAUAAAUUCCUCCAUUGAGCACUGCCUGGGAUCCUUAAUUGAUUUUUUAUUUAAACCUAAGUGUGGUGGUGCAAUUUUUGCGGAAACCUCCACCGCAUCUGCCCAAGUGAGAGUGCGGGAUUUUGGGUAUAUCCUACUACAUAUAUAUAGGUAGUACAAACCACCCUCGCCAGACAUCACAAUAGUCAUCAUAUAUGGUAAUGGCAGAGAUCGGUGGCCCUCUGGCUCACCAGCUUCCCUUGCAUAAUCAUCGCGGUGGACUCGUGCAACCGUCUCUGGUGAUGAACCAUCACUUGGAUCUGGAUUGUCAUGGGCAUGACAUUAAUCCCAAGAAACAACGAUUAUCCCUGUGCGUGGGAUGUGGUGGUCAAAUUCACGAUCGUCAUAUUCUACGAGUUGCACCGGAUCUCGAAUGGCAUGCGGCGUGUCUCAAGUGUCAGGAAUGUCGCCAAUUUCUAGAUGAAAAUUGCACGUGUUUCGUCCGCGAAGGCAAAACAUACUGCAAGAGAGAUUACGUUAGGUUAUUUGGAACAAAAUGUGAUAAAUGUGGUAGUUCUUUUAGUAAAAAUGACUUUGUAAUGAGGGCAAAGACAAAAAUUUAUCAUAUUGAUUGUUUUCGCUGUUCAGCAUGUGCCCGACAAUUAAUACCAGGAGACGAAUUUGCUUUAAGAGAUGGCGGUUCUCUGUAUUGCAAAGAGGAUCAUGACGUGAUAGAAAAGAGCGCCCAAAGUACUAUACCCCCAUCGUUAGAAAGUAAUAAUAACAACAAUAACAAUACAAAUUUAAGCAAUAACAAUCAUUCCAGUGAGCUCGGUUCAAUGUCAGACUCUGGAAGUGAAUCCGGCUCCCACAAGAGUAUCCGAGAAAAGAGACCAAGUGGUCCAUCGGGUGAUGGGAAACCAACGCGGGUUCGGACAGUACUCAAUGAGAAGCAACUCCAUACACUCAGAACGUGCUACAAUGCCAACCCACGACCCGAUGCCCUCAUGAAGGAGCAACUUGUAGAGAUGACAGGACUCUCACCCCGCGUCAUUCGUGUGUGGUUUCAGAACAAGCGCUGCAAAGAUAAGAAGAAAACAAUACAAAUGAAACUGCAGAUGCAGCAAGAGAAGGAUGGCCGUAAAAUGGGCUAUGGAGCUAUGCAAGGAAUCCCAAUGGUGGCCAGUUCACCGGUGCGUCACGAUUCCCCGCUCAAUUUGCACGGGCUGGAAGUGACGGCGUACCAACCGCCGUGGAAGGCCCUCUCGGACUUUGCCUUACACGCCGACCUGGACAACAAUGGGGCCGUGAAUACCCACACGCCGGCCUUCCAGCAUCUCGUCAACCAGAUGCAUGGUUACGAUAUCAGUGGAAUGCCUACGGCUCAGGGACCUCCACCGCAGAUGAAUGGACCCCCAAUGGAUGGGAGUCAUCAUCCCGACAGUACAGAUUCGUACGUAACGUAUCUCGAGAGUGACGACAGUAUGCAGGGUAGCCCAUAGGCAUAGUUGUGUGCUCAAAGAUGGUCCCCGUGGGGGCUUUUCUGCAAGUCAAAUGCGCAAAAUGCAUUAGUCGUCAAUAAAUGAAAAUGCAUUCAAAAGAAGAAAGAAAAAAAACACGAUUAAAGAUUUCACUACUUAUAGGAGAGAAUUAAUUUUUGCGAUUUAUAUUGUAAAUACUGUGACAAAAAAUACCAAUAAUUUAAUUUAAUUAAAUGAAGAAAAAAAGGAAAACUUAUCAAGAUUUUAAUUUCAAAAGUCUUUAUCUCUUGCAGCAAAAUGAGGAGAUAAAUUGAAUGAAGUUGCAAUGAGAAAGUGGAAUUUUAUUCAAAAUGGCCGCAAAUUAUUGCAUCAAGUCGCUCAGUUUGCACUCAUUCCACUCAUUUAAUCAUUUUCUAUUUAGAACCUUUUAAAAGUCUGAAACAAUUUGCAAAGAAACAAACUUUAACAAAAAUAAUUAAAAAGACAAAAA
This is a messenger RNA of Lutzomyia longipalpis, 2500 nucleotides long. It is a transcript of the gene tup, whose product is annotated as insulin gene enhancer protein isl-1. Gene Ontology annotation, cellular component: nucleus. Gene Ontology annotation, biological process: positive regulation of transcription by RNA polymerase II; neuron fate specification; axonogenesis. Lineage: Eukaryota; Metazoa; Arthropoda; Insecta; Diptera; Psychodidae. Gene Ontology annotation, molecular function: cis-regulatory region sequence-specific DNA binding; DNA-binding transcription factor activity, RNA polymerase II-specific. The transcript is spliced from 8 exons. Bases 745 to 2031 code for a protein of 428 amino acids. The record is from RefSeq and is a predicted model, not a curated record.